Molecule: messenger RNA, 702 nt
Organism: Neoarius graeffei (lesser salmon catfish)
Lineage: Eukaryota; Metazoa; Chordata; Actinopteri; Siluriformes; Ariidae
Gene: scn1bb
Product: sodium channel, voltage-gated, type I, beta b
Exons: 5
Coding region: 1-696 (231 amino acids)
Biological process (GO): regulation of heart rate by cardiac conduction; cardiac muscle cell action potential involved in contraction; sodium ion transport
Cellular component (GO): voltage-gated sodium channel complex
Molecular function (GO): sodium channel regulator activity
Source: RefSeq, a predicted model, not a curated record
AUGGGACAGACAGGACUCCAUUUUCUGUCAGGCAUGUCUGCCAGGUGUUUCCUGUUCCUGUGUGUGCUUUGUGUUCUCUGUGUGUCUCUGUGUAAUGGGGCAUGUGCAGAGGUGGAAUCAGACACUGAAGCAGUAGCAGGAAAAGGCUUUAAAUUGGGCUGCAUUUCCUGCAAGAAGAGAGGAGAGGUGGAGGCCAGCGCUAUCGUCAACUGGUACUUCAGGGCUAAGGGAGAGAUUGACUUUGUACAUAUCUAUAACUAUGAUAGCGAGACCUCUAUCAUAAUUGAUGAACGCUUCGAAGACCGCGUGGACUGGAAUGGCAGUAGAAAGACCAAUGACCUGCAGGAUGGCUCCAUCUAUAUCCACAACGUGACCUUUAAUGAUUCAGGAGUGUACCGCUGCUGCUUCCACCGAACCCUCACGUUUGACCCCUAUGUGUACGAAACUAACGUCACCAAGUUUGUGCACCUCACUGUGGUGCCCAAAGCAACGCGCGGCACGGCCUCCAUUGUUUCGGAGGUAAUGAUGUAUGUGUCAAUCAUCGGGCUGCAGCUGUGGCUGUUGGUGGAGAUGAUCUAUUGCUACAGAAAGAUUGCUGCGGCCGGUGAUGAGGCCCUCAGAGCCAGCGCAGAGGAGUAUUUAGCGAUAGCAUCGGAAAACAAAGAUAACUGCGCAGGAGUUCAGGUGGCAGAAUAACAGAGG